This is a messenger RNA of Plectropomus leopardus (leopard coralgrouper), 3497 nucleotides long. Its product is annotated as ras-related protein Rab-35. The record is from RefSeq and is a predicted model, not a curated record. Gene Ontology annotation, molecular function: GTP binding; GTPase activity. Lineage: Eukaryota; Metazoa; Chordata; Actinopteri; Perciformes; Serranidae.
GCAGACAGUCAGGUGUGGUCGGCGGGGAGACAUUCCGACCGGAGCGGUGAUUUAGCGGACUCCACCGGAACAAAAACAACGUCAACCGCGGGUCCGUAAACAUGACCCAGUGACCGAGUACCAGCAACAGACACGUAACCAAACACCUUGUUAAACCUGGGCUAAAGAGAAGCAAGAAGUGAAAACCCUCCUAAUGUCAUGAAACAGGGAACAGUUGACUUUUCACCCAACCACCAGAGGAACUGAAGUGAAGAUAAGGGAUCAGCUUAAAGGAACCUCAGCAUAUGUAACCACUACUGAACUGCAGCCAAAAAGAGGAACAUCUCAGUUUCUUGCUCCUUUAUAAAAAGGGAUGGUGUUAAUGAGUGAGCAGUGGAGGAGUUCAGGGCAAUAACUGGAUUUAUGAUCAGCUGUCAAGUCACCUGCACAUUUGGCUGCCAGAGCAAUAACCACAUAAUGCCAAAUUCCACUAUUUUGGAGCCUUUCCAGUGUUUACAUGCAUAGACCUCUGUGAAGACGUUUCCUUAAAUGUGGGACUGCAUCCAAAGGAGAAACGAAGGAGUGUCCACAUUGCACUGACACAACUGUGAACGUUCAAAAAAUCAAUGAGUGGUCACAAGUUGGAAAUCCCCUCCUGGAGUGUCACUGGGUGGAACUGGAACCAAGGUGGAACCACGUGGCAGCUCUCGGCCAUCAAGCAUGAAUCAUAAAUGCAGAAAUCAUCAGAAACACUGCUGCCUGCUGUGGUUUCAAUGUGAAUCCAAAACGAAUGAUGUGAACAUCUGAACUGAAACUCUUAAGGAUAAACCAAAACUUAAAGUUGCAGAAAUUCAACUGGAAUGUGCUCUUAUUGGCACAAGGAUCCCUACAACUUUUGGACAAACUCUUGUGCUACACUGAGCUCGUAGCAUUGGAAGGAAGAAAAACACAACCACUGGGGAGAUCAGGAAUCAACUCUCUUCUAUGAAACUGAUUUUACUUGGAAAUACAGUGAGAAGCCUUCCAAAUGGCAGGGAAGGACUACAAUCAUCUCUUUAAGCUGCUCAUCAUUGGAGACUCCAAUGUGGGGAAAAGCAGUCUUCUGCUACGCUUUGCAGACAACUCUUUCUCUGGCAGCUACAUCACCACCAUCGGCGUGGACUUUAAGAUCCGGACAGUAGAAAUCGAUGGAGAGCGGGUUAAGCUGCAGAUCUGGGACACAGCGGGCCAGGAGAGAUUCAGAACCAUCACAUCAACCUACUACAGAAACACACAUGGUGUCAUUAUAGUUUACGACGUGACAAACCCAGAGUCGUUUGUAAAUGUUAAGAGGUGGUUAAAUGAAAUCUCCCAGAACUGUGACAACGUCUGCAAGAUCCUGGUGGGAAACAAAAAUGACGACCCUGCCAGGAAACAGGUGGAUACCCAGGAUGCUGUGCGUUUUGGGGAGUCGAUGGGGGUUCGGGUGUUUGAGACCAGUGCCAAAGAGAACAUAAACGUAGAAGAGAUGUUUAUGGCCUUCACCCACAUGGUGCUCCGGGCCAAGAAGCAGAGCCAGAACAGAGCCGAGAGGGAACGAGAGCGGGAGAAGGACACCGUCAAUAUCAACGCGCAAAGGGACAGAGAUCGCAGGAAGAGAGGGAAGAAAUGCUGCUGAGCCCCAAAACAGACUGCACAACCACUCAUCGCUUACACAAAAAGCAUUUAAAAACGAUUGGGAAAAUGUGCCUUAGGAGAUAAAAUGUUUCAGUUCUGUGUUUCAAACUGCAGAUGUGAAUGUUCGAAACUAUGCCGGUCACUAUUUACUACGCCAAGUUACAACCCAAGAGGCCGCAGGUCAUUGAGGUCGGUUGUGAAUGGAACUGAGGCAGAGGGAAUUACAGUCUGUCAGCACUGACUGCAUGGAGCAGCUUGGAGGUUACGUGAGUUAAAGGAUCGUUUUUGUGGUGUUGUUUUUAGCCCAUUUACUACAAAUCAAAUUUUAAAAUGCAGCCUGUAGUUUUGUUUGAUUGUUGCUCUUCUGGCAGUGGGGCUUAAUGAUGGAAAGUUUGAUGGGUUCCCUCCAAGAUAUCUCUGCAGCUAACUGCCCAUAAUACCAUGAAAAUUCCUUUUUUAACAUUCAUGCUCCCCAGAGGAUGAAUCCUCAUAUUUUCACUGACCCUUGGACUUGUCAUUGGUGCACAAAGAUGAGAAAUCUAUUGUGACAGUUUGCCAUAAAAUUUAGAGCACAUUCACAUUCAUCUUUAAUAUUGAUUAAUCAUUUUUUAGCCCAACUAGCUACUAUAAAGUUCUAAGAAAAGGCUAAAAUAUUAGUGUGUUUAUUACUGGACUGCAGCUAGCAGUCUUUUUAAUAAUCUGUUAACUGGCUGAUUAUUUUCUUGAUUAAUCAUUUUAUCUAUAAAACAUAAGUGUAAAAUGUCCGUCACAAUUUCCAAAAGGAAAUAAGGUGAUGCCGUCUGUUUUGUGUUACCAGCAGCUCUAAACCCAAAAACAUCUCAGGCAAGAUAUUUCAAGUAUAGUUUCCACAAGUUUAUGAAAUGUUGUGUUGACAUUCAUGCUUGCCUGGGGAAGAAUCGUAAUUGUUUAGGCAAUCUCCAAUCUUUCCUUCGCUGCCAACUUUAAACUUUCCAUUUGAACACAAAGAAAAUAUUUAGAUUUAUUGGGCAUAUGCCAUGAAAUUUAUUGACCCUCUUCUUCCCAAAAUGAUGAACUAUUUGACUCUAUAUGACUCUAUCUAUGACUCUUUCUUUAGUGCCAUUCUCUUGGCAAACAAAACAUUUUUAGCCCAUCUCUGUUGUAUUUGUAUUACGGAGUCAGAACAACUCUGCUGCCUUUAGGGCCUGCUGUCUUGCUGAAGUGCGUUUUUUCCCGCUGUGCAAGCUUAAACAUGAGAUCUGGUUUAAGGCAAUCCAUCACAGACAGUCAUGCAAAAGUGAAAAGUCUGCUCUUCAUUUCCACAAAUAGCUAACAUAACUGAAAGUCAGCGCAGACGUGAUGUAAAUUAGCCUACGUUUUAAGUCACUGCAAGAUGAUUUCAAUAUUUUAGUAACACAAAUAGAAAACAUUUGAUGCCUGAAAGGUUGACAAAAACACAACAAUCUGCUUUGAAUCAUGGUGGUGAGAUAUUAACUGUACAUGACUGUGGUAAAUGAGCUAAAACGUACAAAAACUCUGCUAUGGUCCUUUAACUUUGCACUAGUGAACCACUGUUAUGUGCCGAUGUUUUUGUUUUUGUUUAUCUUAAUACAGUGAACAUGUUUUACCACUGAAAGGGAACUUGUUGCAGUUGUUACUGAAUUGUAACUGUAACACACUAACUGGUGUGAUGAGUGCAGUCCAAUGUCUGUAUGCCUUAUUUCAGUUAAAAUAAGGCCAGUAAUAAUUCAAGACUACAAAAUGUGUGUAACCUCGACCCAGUACAAGCCCCAAAAUGUUCAAGUCAUAGGUAUGUUUUUUUUUAAUAUAAAUAUCUGUUGCCUAGCAAAUGUGUCCAAAUGCAAAUAAAGCAAUAAAUCCAG